Triticum urartu is the source of this 859-nucleotide messenger RNA. Lineage: Eukaryota; Viridiplantae; Streptophyta; Magnoliopsida; Poales; Poaceae. The record is from RefSeq and is a predicted model, not a curated record.
GGUGGGCGGCCAUGGACGUGACCUUCGUGUGCUCGUCGUCGGGGGAGGCGCCGUUCAAGAUGGAGGUGGGCUUCUUCGACACCGUCAUGGACAUCAAGCAGAAGCUCCAGGGGCGCAACGGGUGGCCCGCCGCCGCGCUGUCCCUCUUCCACGACGGCGGCGCGCUCGUGGACGACGACGACGCCGGCGCCGCCGGCGUCACCGAGCGGUACGGCGUCGUGGAGGGCUCCGUCAUCCACGUCGCCCUCGACGGCGACGACAGGCGGCCGCGUCAGGAGAAGAAGAGUGGGGUCAGGAGGCCAAAGGCCCGGCGAGACGGCGUCGCCGCGCCGGCGCCGGCGCCGCUGCGGGUGACGGUGGUGUCGCCGUGCGGCGCGGGGCGCGUGGAGGUGGCGGUGCGCGCGCGGGGGGCGGUGUCGGCGCUGCGCGGGGAGCUGGAGCGGGGCGCGGCGUCCGGGUCCGGGUUCCCGCUGCCGCCGGGCGGCGGCUACUUCUUCAUACACGGGCAGAGCGUGAUGGACGAGGCGCGGUCGUUCGAGUGGCAUGGCGUGGCCGCCGGCGACGAAGUCGUCGUCUUCGAGGGCUCCGUCACCAGAGCGCCGGCGUGCUGAACGGGCGCCUGGACUGGACUGCAAAUCUGUUAGCGCGGGAAGCUUUUUUUUCAAACUAGAAGCUCUCUUGCAUCAAACAACUUACCCAAGACGAAAAAUCGUAACUUCAAACUACUGAGUAGGAGUAUGUCAUUAUUUUUUAGGAUAAUUUUUUGAAUUUUGAAUCUACCUUCUUCUUGCAUGUUUUGUCCACCAAAUUACACAAUGAAUUCAUUUAUAGCCGUCCACUUUAUCAGAUCGAACGGCCC